AUGAUUACAAUUCUGAAGAAUACUUUAAUAAUAUAUGUUGGCCUAUUGGGUCUUAGCACAAUCGGAUCCCUCUUCAUAUGUUUGGAUCAAGACUAUCACCAACAGUGUCCAUCACAUGUGAUUACUAUACUAUCAGAUUUGUCUGUCAUUCCAAUUGUAAAUGAAGCAAGAAUGAUGUUGAUUCCGAUGAUCAAAGAAUUACCCCCACAAUGGAUUACUGUGUUGAUUUGGAGUUCAUUAAUGAUGACAACAGCCUUAAUUAUAUCAGUGAUGUAUUUAACAGCAAAGUUCACUUAUAAUGUUUUAAUGAAUUUAGUGAAAUUUAUUGUGAUAUUGAUGUUGAUAUCACUCGUUUAUGCCUGGUGGAUGAAUGCUUAAGAUAUUCCUUAAAAAUUACAAUAUUAUUUGAAGUACUUACAAUUAUUCUAAUAAUGA
This is a messenger RNA of Paramecium tetraurelia, 435 nucleotides long. RefSeq lists its product as uncharacterized. Lineage: Eukaryota; Ciliophora; Oligohymenophorea; Peniculida; Parameciidae. The transcript has 2 exons. The record is from RefSeq and is a predicted model, not a curated record.